Anarrhichthys ocellatus (wolf-eel) is the source of this 4868-nucleotide messenger RNA. It is a transcript of the gene map1sa, whose product is annotated as microtubule-associated protein 1Sa. Bases 1187 to 4747 code for a protein of 1186 amino acids. Gene Ontology annotation, cellular component: dendrite; microtubule associated complex; microtubule. Gene Ontology annotation, molecular function: actin binding; microtubule binding. The transcript has 5 exons. The record is from RefSeq and is a predicted model, not a curated record. Gene Ontology annotation, biological process: axonogenesis; regulation of microtubule depolymerization; microtubule cytoskeleton organization. Lineage: Eukaryota; Metazoa; Chordata; Actinopteri; Perciformes; Anarhichadidae.
AGCUGGGAGGGGCGUGGUAUCAUGAGUGCAGCAUAACAAAGAAGGCUGAGGACUUCCUCAACCAUGUUGCCUUCAGAUAACGUGGGCACCGUGAGAAUUAUGAUUCAACUAUACACCAUAUUCAGUGAUUGGAAGUAAAAAAAAUUACGCUAGUGACAAAGUUCUGUUUAGCAAGCUGUUUCAGCCUCUACUUGACACCAAUCACAGUAAAAGAGCAAUAAACUAUGCCAUAUUGGGCCGUUCAACUACCACACUUUAAUAUCUGACGUUUCACACUUCCACAGUGAACGCAGCGUAGUGUCCUUGCGAUGGCGUCCACGAGAAAGGGCUCAAGAUGUGUCAGCGGCAGCUAGUAGAGGCACUUCCUGUUGCAAGCUCCGCUGCUGCGGGAAGUUGUGCCACUGUGUGGGAGAGGUGCUGUGGCGGUUUAGCCUUUAUUUGACAAUAUGUGACAAAGCAUUAAGGUCCUUGAAGGUAUGACUGUUGGUAGUUGUAAUUGGUUUAGUAAAAAAAACGCCGAAUUGUAAUAGUAUGGCUACUCGUUUUUAUUAAACUAAGCUAAAGUAGGCUAACAUCAGUUAACACUUGUUGCCAUGGCAACUACACCAGCAGACUAAACUGGUGGAUGAGCGGCUAUGCUAAGGAAGACAUGCGUCAUUGACCCAUUUGAUGAAUGCUAUGCUAUGCUAACGAAGACAAGUGUCAUUGACCCAUUUAGCCACAAGAGGGAUUUUACCUUUAGGUGAGCACUUCUGUGAGGAGUAAACUAAUGCAGGGCACAUAUGUGUUCUGCAUGAACACGUGUUUUUAGCUCUUCAUCUGUCAGGCUAUGGUCAGGCUUUAGUGGUUUGUAUUGAUGUUCAGCUGGUUUUCUUCCUGCUGGUGUAAUGUUCUGUGUGACACACACAAAGAGGAAGUGGUGUUACUAAAUAUCUUCAGCUUCCUGUUUGCUGAGGAAGGAGGAAAUGGUUUAUCUGACAGAGGAAGGAGGAACCACAGAGGGACUAACUCUUCAGACCAAUAGACCAGUUCAAACCAGUCUGCUGCUGGUUGAACAUGAUGAAUAAUGCAGCCUGGAGACAUCCCAUAAUACGGUGACAGGUUGUGUUGAUUCUUACUCAAACAGAUGUCAGUGAACACAACACACAAGAUGCAUUCAGGGCCCAAUGAGACAUUUAGAUUAUGAAUGAUACGUGUGUGUACUGAUACCUGUUGGUGUGUGUACUUAUACCUGUCUGUGUGUCCUUCAGGUGUGCGCUGCUGGCCUGUAAACCUGGACGUCUCUGUUCUGGACCAGCAGCUGAAACUCUUUGUGUCGAGACACUCGGCCUUCCUGUCGCAGGAUGUCCCAGGACAGAGGACUCUGCAGCACCGCGGAGACGUUCUGGACACUCGGGUUGUUGUGAAUCCAGCUCACGACUUCGUCUGCUCCGAGGUACGGCGGCUCGUCUGUGAUCCAUCUCCUCACAAACUUCUGGUUCUGGCCGGUCAGUGUUUGGAAGAGUCCGGAGACAUCGUGUUCCAGAGAGGCUGCUUCUCUCUCAGAGACCUGAUCCACGUCUUUGAGGACGAGGAGGUUGGACAGAUGUUGAGUUCUACAGACCCGGUGAUGAAGGCCCGCCUCACCCUCAGCUGUCCAGAUGUUGGUCUUUGGAAGAACUCUGAGUUAGAGAAACACAACCUGCAGGACUACAUCCAGAUCAACCCGCCCCCCGUCCUACCAGAGAUGGAGGGUCUGCAGGAGUUCACGGAGUACCUGUCCGAGUCUCUGGAGCCCGAGUCCCUCUUCGACCUCCUGGAGCCCCCGAGCACCGUGGGCUUCCUGAAGCUCUCUCGGCCGUGCUGCUACAUCUUCCCCGGAGGGAGGGGGGACUCGGCCUUCUUUGCCGUUAACGGUUUUAACGUCCUGGUGAACGGUGGCUCAGAUACCCGCUCCUGCUUCUGGAAACUGGUUCGGCACCUGGACAGAAUCGACUCGGUGCUCCUAACUCACGUCGGCGUGGACAAUCUCCCCGGGCUGAACAGUCUGCUGCUGAGGAAGGUAGCGGAGCAGGAGGAAGAGUCUGCUGGAUCUCAGACUGAGGAGGACCGGGUGAAAAACCUCAUCUCCCCUGAGAUCGGGGUGGUGUUCCUCAAUGUUCCCCACAGGUUGAAGUCCUUACAAGGAGAUCCAGGAGAGCUGCGGAGUUGUGACCAGGUGGCGCUCACUCUGCAGAAUUUACAAAGACUCUCCAUCAAACCUGAACCUCUCAGCCGGUCUAACGGACCCAGUAUAGAACCAGUUAUCUUGUUUCAAAAGAUGGGAGUGGGCCGUCUGGAGCUGUACCCACUGAAUCCAGUCACUGGGAGCAAAAACCUCGAAGCUUUAAUGCAGAUUUGGCCAAAUAACGGAUCCGAUGUUAAGGGCUCAGAUCUUCCUCUACCGUGCCUUGUUUCCAUCUGUGCUUUGCUGGUCUGGCAUCCUUCCAGUCCUCAGGAAAGAAUCGUCCGUGUCCUCUUCCCAGGGUGCACGCCGCAGACCAAAAUUCUGGAAGGACUUGAAAAACUCAAACAUCUGGAUUUCCUCAAACAUCCGGUUGUGUGUUUGAAGGACCUAGAAACAUCCAAACCUGAGAAACAACCAAAACGAGCAGAGAGUCGGGAAAGCCUUAAGUCCCAGUCUAAGGACUUCAGACCCAGUAGUGCCUCGCAGAAAGACAAGCUCGCACGAGUGGAUGUCAGAAAACAGGAGGUGAAAACGAUGCCAAAGGCAGCAGGUGACACCACACCUAAAGAAAAGAAAGAUGGGGAAGAAAAGCCCAAACUCAAGGACCCAGAUGCUAAAUCAAAGCCACCGAAACCGACUGAAAAGCUUGUUCCAAAGAAAGAUGUGUCAAAAGAAGAGAAAAAGGAAGUGAAAAAGAAAGAUGAGAAGGUCACCGCUGCUGUCGUCAAGAAAGAAGAGAGUGGCGAGAAAAAGAAAGAAACUUUAAGUACAAAAGCAAAGAAAGACAUCAAUACUGAACCAAAGAAAGACAGACAGAAGGAUGUGAAAACCACCAGACCUGUUAGAGAAGUAAAGAAAGCAACAAGUGGAGCUUCAAGUACAGAAGUAAAGAAAGCUUUUGGAAAGAGUCUAAAAAAGGAAGGGACUCUUCCAAAGAAAGACGCUUCGUCUUUAGGGACAAAAGGUAAACCAGGUUCAAAAGAGCAGGAAAACCAGAAGGAGGCAGAUCGCUCAAAGGUGUCCACACCUGAGGACAUGACGGCUGACUUUGAAAGACUUCGAUUGGAGGACAACAAUGGGAACAACUCAAAUGGGAACCAGACCUCGACAUUAGAGAGUCCAGAGACGUUUCGCUGUGUGGAGACGGGCCAGGUCUCCAAUGCAAACUCUGCCUCUCACUUUCCAGGACGUACGGCUUCCCAUCGGUUCCUUGAAGAAGAUGUUCUGUGUGUAGGUGACGACGGCGUCCUCGGGAUGAGAGGAUCCAGUCUGGGCUUUGAGGACAACAAGACCUCCGACCUGAGCUCCCUCAGGGAAGGUCUGGAAACCUCCACGUCCUCUCAGGAUAGACAGUCGGGUCUUUUGACGCUCAGUCCUUUCAAAGACAUUAUGCCGGACUCCACCGAGACCUCCAUGCCAGCUGAGGUGGGCUCUCCUCACUCUACAGAAGUUGAUGAAUCCCUGUCGGUUUCUUUGGAGCAAGCGCUGUCACCCAAAGGCCCCGUGGGAGACGGCGUCUACUCUAACGGACAUGCUGCAGACUCAGACACAGGGAUGGCCUUACCUCUGGGAUCAAACCUUAAUGGGCUUAGUGGAUCAGAGGAUCACAUCCACGGGAUGUCAGACCUCAUCUCAGACGUUCCACAUGACGUCGAUCUCUGCUUAGUGUCGCCUUGUGAGUUCCAGCACCCCAAGACUCCAGAUAACCAUCAGCAGCACGUGAGCCCGGGCCUUGCCGCCGACUCCCCCGACCGCUCUGACAACAACAACCACUCACAGGAUCAAAGCAGCAGCGACUGCCCUUCGCUCUACAGCCAGGAAACUCCUCCCACAUCGGUUAGCGACUCCGUCCCGACCACCAUGGACUCUGACAUGCCCCCCUGUACAGAGGAAUGUCCGUCCAUCACCGCAGAGAUGGACUCUGAUGAGGAUUCCAGUAGCCUUUUCCCGCCCAGUCAUCCACAAGAUCAUCCCAGUCCUCACUACUCCCACAGGGGAGGGCAUGACCCCCCAACGGCCCCGGUCAAAGAUUUGCCCCCCUUACCCCCGCAGCCUGGAGCCUGCAUGGCCGACUCGGAGGCUAGCAAGAACCUGAAGAGUUCAGCUGCCAAAACCAAGAAACCCACCGCGAAGACGCUGAAAGCCACCUCCGGAAGUACCACUGCCCAGACCGGGAAGUCCAAGGCCGGCAGCCCGAUGGGGUCCCUUAAGACGACCUCCAGCCUCGACACGAAGCCAUCGUCCAGAAACUCACUUGGAGGCUCCAGAGUUGGUCCUGUGAAACCUUCAUCCUCAGCUUCCAAAGCUGCAGGUUCUCUAGGUUCCUCAGGUUCUGCGGUCUAUGUGGACCUGGCCUACCUCCCGUCUGGCUGUUCCUCUUCGACCGUGGACCUGGACCUGUUCAGACGUCUUCGCUCCUCGUAUUACAUCAUCAGCGGAGACGAUCCGGUGAAGGAGGUGGCGAUGAGGAGCAUCUUGGACGCCCUGCUGGACGGGAAGAGCAGCUGGCCAGAGGUCCAGGUCCGUGAAAACACACAGUGACAUUUGUUUGCUUCACUUCCUCAUGACCUGUGUGGUGGAAAAAAUUCCUAUACCUGCUUUGCGUGUCUUUUCAUGCUGAAAUACAAAAUACCAAAAACCAGGUUGUCUUGUAAGUAUUUAU